AUGGGCCUCGCCUACAACGUCUACCUCAACGCGAAGAAGAUCUACGGCUGCAAGAACUGCAAGACCCAUCUGGCCGAUCAUGACGAGAUCAUAAGUAGGAAUUUCCGAGGCCAACAUGGCAAAGCAUACCUCUUCAACAGCGUCGUCAAUAUCCAGCAAGGCGAGGCAGGCGAACGAAACAUGACGACAGGCAGACACGUGGUGCGAGACAUUGCGUGCAGGCAGUGUCGAGAGGUGGUGGGAUGGAAGUACGACCGGGCGUACGAGAGCACGGAGAAGUACAAGGAGGGGAAGUACAUCUUGGAGCAGGAGUUGUUGUGCCUGGUGAGCUGA
This is a messenger RNA of Saxophila tyrrhenica, 333 nucleotides long. It is a transcript of the gene MOH1, whose product is annotated as protein yippee-like moh1. The transcript has 3 exons. Bases 1 to 333 code for a protein of 110 amino acids. NCBI's taxonomy places the organism in Eukaryota, Fungi, Ascomycota, Dothideomycetes, Mycosphaerellales, Extremaceae. The record is from RefSeq and is a predicted model, not a curated record.